ACUAACGUGUGGUGUGGUUACGUGUGUUUUGAAAAGUUUACGGGAAUGGAAAGACACACGGCUCCAUUGGCAUUAAUACAUCCGCAGUAAUUGGUUAAUGUUAACAUUUGCUGUCUUUGGAUAACGUAAGCUUCUUUCGGUUAGCUAACAUUAGCUCAAACCAUUGCGGUGGACAUAUUCCGCAUGAAGAUUGUACCGAUUUCGUUUUAACGUUAAGUGACACGUUGGUUGCAGAUAGUAGGAACCAGGUUCAAUCAAAGUUAUAAAUCCUUUUUAGACUAGCAAAAUUGUCGUUCAAAUAUGGUAUUUUUCACCUGCAACGGGUGUGGUGAAUCCCUGAAAAAAGCUCAGGUUGAUAAACACGUGAACAUGUGCCGGGGUUGCCAGAGCCUGUCCUGCAUCGACUGCGGAAAAGACUUCUGGGGUGAUGACUACAAGAACCACGUUAAAUGUAUCAGUGAAGACCAGAAGUAUGGAGGCAAAGGGUACGAGGCUAAGGCAAACAAAGGAGAUAUAAAACAGCAGCAGUGGAUCCAGAAAGUCCAUGACGCCAUGAACAAACCUGGAGUCAGUGCAAAGCUAAAGGAUGUGCUAAAGGAAGUCAGCUCGUAUGACAACGUCCCUAGAAAGAGGGCCAAGUUUCAGAACUGGAUGAGAAACAGUCUUAACAUAUCUAACACAGGUCUUCAUGAUGAAGUGUGGGACAUCCUCUCUGCAGGUGACAAUCAGCCUCCUCAGGCCCCCCCGGAGACUAAAGAAGCUAAACAGACAGUGGCUGAAGUCAAAGUGGAAACGAAUGGAGACGAAAAGCAGAACGGCAAUCAAGACGCGGAGAAGAAGAAGAAACUUAACAAACGGGAGCGUAAAGAGGCCCGGCAGCAGAAAAGUGGGAAGGCUGUGAAAACUGCUGAAAAGACGGAUGCACAGGAGCCAGGAGAAGGCAAAAAGAAAAAGAAGGACAGGAAGAGGAAGCACAGCAGUGAGGAAGAAGAAGAGGAGGAAGAGCAGAACGGUGCUGGGAAUGAGACAGCCAGCAAGAAAACAAAGACAACUGACCAAGAGGAGGAUGAUUCAACAGAAGAGACAGAGGACCAACAAGUUCCCAAAGGCAAAUUCAACUGGAAGGGAAAUAUCAAGGCAGUACUGAAAGACUCAGAUGACCAGGAGCUGCCCUUAAAGAAACUCAGGAAGAAGGUUUUGGCAGCGUACUACUCUUUCACUGGUGAUGGAAACUUUAGGAAGGAGGAAGAGGUGCUCGCGAUUUUCAACAAGAAGGUCACCAAGAAUCCCAAAUUUAGAGUUUUGAAAGAAAAAGUUAGACUUAUAAAGUAGACCUGUUUGUCCCGCCCGUCUGGCAUGAAACGUAUUGUUCAUAGACUUUUAAAAUGUAAAAGCCUUUGUUGUCUGCCAUCUUCCCUCGGAUGUUUUUGUACAGAUGACCUAAUCUCAAAGAUUAAAUCAUUUUAUAACUGAA
Molecule: messenger RNA, 1474 nt
Organism: Trematomus bernacchii (emerald rockcod)
Lineage: Eukaryota; Metazoa; Chordata; Actinopteri; Perciformes; Nototheniidae
Gene: lyar
Product: Ly1 antibody reactive homolog (mouse)
Exons: 8
Coding region: 301-1332 (343 amino acids)
Biological process (GO): negative regulation of transcription by RNA polymerase II; rRNA processing
Cellular component (GO): nucleolus
Molecular function (GO): DNA binding
Source: RefSeq, a predicted model, not a curated record